AUGUCAGACAUCAAUCCCACUUCUGGGGAAGGUCAGAAACCGCGGAACACACACAAUGCAGCAUGCCACUGUGGAAAUGUGAAGUUCACAGUCACUUUGGACAAGCCUUUCCCUCUACAGAAAGUAAAUAAGUGCAACUGCACAAUCUGUACUCAAAAAGGCUACGUUUUUGUUUACCCACCACGUCGGGAUAUCAAAUUUACGCAAGGAUAUGAAACUAUGGGAGCCUAUAAAUUCAAUACCAAGCUUAAAACCCACAAGUUCUGUACGAACUGCGGAACCAGCAUUCUGAUCGACUUUCACGGCACGUCGCCUGCUAAGCCUGACCCAGACAAUGACAUUUUAGCCAUCAAUGUGAGAAACUUCACCGAUAUCGAUAUGGAUGCCAUGGAGUACACCUACUUCGAUGGAAGGAAGUUGAUACCUCGUGUGGAUUAG
Messenger RNA from Cadophora gregata, 438 nucleotides. RefSeq lists its product as uncharacterized. Lineage: Eukaryota; Fungi; Ascomycota; Leotiomycetes; Helotiales; Ploettnerulaceae. The record is from RefSeq and is a predicted model, not a curated record. The transcript is spliced from 3 exons. Bases 1 to 438 code for a protein of 145 amino acids. Gene Ontology annotation, molecular function: carbon-sulfur lyase activity.